Molecule: messenger RNA, 665 nt
Organism: Bactrocera latifrons
Lineage: Eukaryota; Metazoa; Arthropoda; Insecta; Diptera; Tephritidae
Exons: 2
Coding region: 35-424 (129 amino acids)
Source: RefSeq, a predicted model, not a curated record
AAUUUAGUGUUAUUCGAAUGGCCAACGGUUCAAUAUGGGAGUACGGACCAUAAUAUUAUUAUAUACAUAUACAACGGUAGUAUUUCUGUUAUGCUGUGUAUUCACAAGUGUUUCCACGCUAUCCACUGAUCAGUCACAUUACUCAUAUCAGGAUGUUGAAAACACACGACAAAGAAAAUGGGCACCAAUGGCACGACCGCCUAAAUCUACGGGACAUAGUUCAACGCCUCCAUCAAGAGCAGAAGACGGCAUAGAACGUGGGAUAAUAUGGGGUAGACAGCCUUUACGUGUGACAACAGAUGUACCAUCACCAAUAGUUGAAGUGGGAUGGCGGUCUAACUUUCGAACGUACCCUCGUUCUACAAAUAGAAGGGAUAGAAUUGUUUUUCCGAUUAAAAACCAGACGACUCAGAGAAGGACUUAACAAAAGAAACAGAAGCGGAUAUUUAAAUCGAAUACGAGAUUAGAUAUAAGCUUAUGUUCAUAUUUAAUGCAUAUUAUUAGUGCAAUUUUUGUGCUCGAAAAAUUAUGUAUUAACUCGUUAAUACUUAAAUCUAAAUUUAAAUUCAAAAUAUUUGAAUAUUUACUGUGCACAUAUUAAGUAUUAUGAAGAAUAAUAUAUAAUAACGGGUGGUCUCUAGGGACAUUGAUAUUAGAAACCAAAA